This is a messenger RNA of Tribolium castaneum (red flour beetle), 5570 nucleotides long. RefSeq names its product drop out (gene dop). The transcript has 12 exons. Bases 160 to 4614 code for a protein of 1484 amino acids. Gene Ontology annotation, molecular function: ATP binding; protein binding; magnesium ion binding. NCBI's taxonomy places the organism in Eukaryota, Metazoa, Arthropoda, Insecta, Coleoptera, Tenebrionidae. The record is from RefSeq and is a predicted model, not a curated record. Gene Ontology annotation, biological process: intracellular signal transduction; peptidyl-serine phosphorylation.
GGAUCAUUAUUUUAAAUAAGUGGAGUAGUGACAUGCAAUAUUAAGGAAUGGCGCUUUUGGCAAAUUCAAAUUUAAAUGAUUCCAAUUCGGUUUGGACGACGAUGGUGGUGAAUUUCAAAAUAAAAUGCCAAUCGCAGACAAAUCUUAGUUUUUUUUUGAAUGAAACCAAUAAUCAGUUUGCUUAUCUGUAAGAUGGAGGACAACAAUGGAGCUAAAUCGCGGGCACGUUCAAACUCCGCCAGGGUUCUGCUCUUCGACGACGUCGGACUGCCCCACGACAGGACCAAGCCCCCGCCGAUAGCCCCCGGGCCGCCCCCCAAGCAUGCACAGCCAGAUCAUCAGUCGACACCUUCGAAUUUGGUCCGAAUAAGUUCAGCUCUGGGCAAAUCGGCUCCGUCGCUGUCGGUGAAUAUGAAGGAUGUGAAUGUGGGGCGCCGAAACAGCCGUCCUGCUGCAGUUCACCGCUUGAGCUUUGUAGCAAAUACGUCUCCUGUUCUACCGCGAUCUCAGUCACCGAUAUGUGGCAGUCCGAUUGAUAGUCCCCGCACGCAUAAUAGUUUCAUCAAUUUUCCCUUCGCGCCGAUUAAGAGCGCUUCUUUCAGAAUCGUUGCUGGGUGUCGGGGGGAUGGGAGGCGGUGGUCAGUUGCGUCGUUACCAUCCUCGGGGUACGGAACUACGCCUGGUAGUUCCAACAUGUCGUCGAAGUGUUCGAGCCAGGAAAGACUGCAUCAACUACCACAUGUACCUACGUCCGAUGAUAUGAGGAUUUUGACUCAUCAUUUCUCGAGUAACGAAAGUAAUCCUUCGUUACCAACGGGGAAUUAUGAGGAGAAUCCUAUAAGUCAUCGGUCGCCUUUACACCGACCAAGAUCGAGAAGUCUCAGUAGCCCUAGCAGAUCUCCUGUCAUGGACAACGAAAUUUGUAUGAUGAACGUUUUGUACAAAGAGCGGUUCCCGAAAGCCACGCAACAAAUGGAGGAGCGUCUGAACCACUACAUCGAAGAAAAUAAAACGUUUGACUUCGGCGAAGAUUGCGACUAUCUCCCUAUAGUGCGAUUUGUUCACCAUCAAGUCUUGGAAAUGGCUCGCGAUUGUUUACACAAAUCACAGUCCAAAUUGAUCACAAGUCGGUAUUUCUACGAAAUGUCGGAAAAUUUAGAAAGACUAUUAACUGAAACUAAAGAUAAGUCUGAAGAAGCUGCUAAUCUAGUCACCGGUUUUAUAAAAAAGUUGCUGCUGAUAAUAUCGCGUCCGGCCCGUCUAUUAGAAUGUUUAGAGUUCGAUCCCGAGGAGUUCUACCACUUUUUGGAGGCCGCGGAAGGCCAAGUUAAGGUGGUGCAAGGCAUCAAAGCCGACAUACCUCAGUACAUUAUCCAAAAGCUCGGCCUAAACCGAGACCCUAUUGCCGAGCUCCAGGAAGAACUUCGCGAUUGCAAUUGGUCGUCGAACCAAUCCUCGCGUUCGUCCGUUUGCCUGACUUCAACCCCAAGUACAAAAAAGUCCCUCUCUAAUCCCAACGAACAGGAUUUCGAAGUCGUUAAAUUAAUCUCAAACGGUGCGUACGGCGCUGUUUACUUGGUCAAACACAAGCAGACGCGUCAAAGGUUCGCUAUGAAGAAAAUUAACAAAAAUAACUUAAUACUGCGGAACCAAGUCGAGCAGGUGUUCGCCGAACGUGAUAUACUCAGUUUUGCGGAUAAUCCGUUCGUUGUCAGUAUGUACUGUAGCUUUGAGACACGGAAGCAUCUGUGUUUGGUUAUGGAGUAUGUGGAGGGUGGCGAUUGCGCUAGUUUACUUAAAAACAUCGGACCACUGCCGUCGGAUAUGGCGAGGUUUUACUUCGCGGAAACUGUCCUCGCUGUUGAAUACUUACACAGUUAUGGCAUCGUACACAGGGAUUUGAAACCGGACAAUUUGUUAAUCACCGCGCUCGGACACAUUAAAUUGACCGAUUUCGGGUUAAGUAAAAUGGGACUGAUGUCCUUGGCUACGAAUUUAUACGAAGGGUAUGUCGAUACUGAGGCUCGGCAAUUCUCCGACAAGCAGGUUUUUGGUACUCCUGAAUACAUCGCACCUGAAGUGAUACUGAGACAAGGGUAUGGUAAACCGGUCGAUUGGUGGUCGAUGGGUAUCAUCCUCUACGAGUUCUUGGUAGGUUGUGUCCCCUUUUUUGGCGACACGCCUGAAGAACUUUUCGCUCAUACUGUUCAAGAUGAUAUUGAGUGGCCGGAUAGUGAGGAUUGGCCGGUUCAGGAAGAAGCAAAAGAUCUCAUUACAGCGCUGUUGCAACAUUCCCCUCGUGAUAGGUUAGGGACUGGGGGCGCUCACGAAGUCAAAGAACACGUCUAUUUCAGUGGUCUAGACUGGAACUCGUUGCUGAGGCAAAAAGCCGAAUUCGUUCCGCAGCUGGAACACGACGAGGACACCAGCUACUUUGACAGCCGCAUUGAUAGAUACAACCACGAACUUGAGGACGAUACCGAUGAUACAGACGACUCGCCUGUAUUCGGCCUAUUCUCCUCUUGUUCCCCUCAAUAUCGCAAAGCAAACGUAUCGAAGUUAUCAAGUUCGGAUCCUGAUAACUCCUCUGACGGGAUUAAAAUAAACACGACUGUGACAACGCCGGAUACUCCGGACGUGCCCGACUUCAAAUUGCGACCAAGGGCUCCGAUCAGUCUCCAAACACCGGAGCGCGAACGCCAGGAAAUUGCUCCAAUUGAACACCGCAAGAUUUCUCUUGAUUUUGGGAAAACAAUCAGCACUCCUGAGUCGUCUCAGACCGACAGCGAUGAUGUUUCGCCUCAAAUCCAGCGACGGCGCAAAACCGGCCAUUCGCGUGAUAUUCUACCAAAAUUCUCAAUAUCAGUCGAAGAUGAGCACAGCAGUUUAGAGACAGGGACUUCGUCGUCGGAAAAUCGCGAAUUGUCUCCUCUGGGGCGCGUCCAGUUAUCCAACAAGCAUAAAAGUCGCUCUGUUGUUAAAAGUGCGUCGACUUCAGGGUUAUCACUUAUGAUACCAUCGGACGAAUUUCAAGCCCCGACUCAUAAUAUACAUUCACCAAGUGGUGGCGGUGGUUCUAGUACCGCCAGUUCGCGUGAUGCUUCACCUUGUCGCGAGCUAUCUCCUCUCGUCACGAGCUUGAAACCUCCGAUUAUAAUCCGACGAGGUCCGAAAGGAUUCGGAUUUACGGUUCAUACGAUACGUGUUUAUUACGGCGAUACGGAUGUCUAUACUAUGCAUCACUUAGUUAUGGCAGUUGAUGAGGGAAGUCCGGCCUUCGAAGCCGGUUUAAGACCAGCCGACUUAAUUACUCACAUUAAUGGCGAAACUGUACAAGGACUGUAUCACACUCAAGUGUUACAGUUACUUUUGAACGGGUCUGAACAUGUCAGUUUGAGGGCUACACCGUUGGAGCAAACAUCAAUCAAGACAGGCGGCCGCAAAAGGGAACCUGGACAAAGCAAACUGGCCAAGAGGAGCCUCCACCGGCAAAGAAAACAAAAGAGGGAUAGUGAUAAAAGGCGAAAAACGUCACUGUUUCGCAAGAUCAGCAACAAAAGAGCCAGCGUUGAGAUGCAGCAGAUUGCAGCCAUCCAGUCCCCGAUAAGCGUGACUCCGAGCCGCAGCUUCCAGUCGUUUCCGCGAAGCCAAGACAGUUCGUUUUCUUCGGGCCCCAUCCGAACGCCCCCAACCGUCAACCGUUCAAACUUGACUCUCUCUGACUCUAGCUCAUCGUCGCAAACGCCCUCUACAAGCUCACCGAGCGCGACUCCUGCCACCCCUCGAACUAAGCAACACUACCAGCGCCCUUCAACCCUUCACGGCUUGAAACACAAACUCCACUCAAGCGCGUGCCCUAAGGCCCUUCACGCAGCUAGUCCUUCUUGCACCACUGCAGUCCCCAACCGGCGCAAAUCAGUCGGACACAUACCCUUGUCCCCCUUAGCCCGCACCCCGUCCCCUUCGCCCCUCCCGGCCUCCCCAACGCGCUCCCCCAGCCCCCUGGCCUUCCCCGUGGGGCACCAGCCGGGGAGCUCCAACACGACCCAGUCGUACAGCCCCAGCGCUGGGACGGCACCCAUUGGGUGCAAUCAGUCGAAAAAAGGGUUUGUUCGGCCUAAGGGAGCCGAGCCUGGAUCGCCUCUACUUCGGAGAGCUCUGUCUCCGGAUCGGUUACACCCGAGAAGCGCCGAAAGCAAAUGCUCGAUUUCGCCGCUUUGCUCAUCGGGUAAUUCCCCGCCGGUUAAAGCGCAAACGCGGGGAAGUACAGUUUGGCGACCGAAUCCGCAACCAGAGAAAGACAAGGAGGCGGAAACUGAGGUUGCGAAUGCCCAAACUGAUGAUAGUCGGUUGUCUUUGAAUUUGUCGGGACCAGGCGAAUUACUGCCGAGGAUAGCCGAGGAGAAAGACUCGCCGACCAAUAACGGCCAAGAGGAGAAAAAGUGUGAUAAAACAAGCAAGAAAUGUGAUAAAGAAGGUUGCAAUAACAAAACGAGUGACGAAAAGAGAGAGAGGAAAUGUGAUAAAGGGGGGAGUAAGCCGGAAAUGAAAAAAAGUGAUAAGGCGCAGUCGAGCACGAGUGGCGUUAAAGCAAAAGAUAAAUCCGUUCAAUAAUUCUAGCUUAGUAUUACGCAACUUGCCAAACAUUUUGUAUUAUAUUUGCUUAUUUUAAAUCGCUCAGAAAUCUCGUUUAGUUGCUUUCAUACUAAAAAAGACAACACAUAGGUAGUAUGUGUCUUAAAAAUAUACUCAUAUGUUAGGGUGAGACCAGGUGUGAUUUUGUUUCGUGUGCAUGUAACUCAUUUCGAUUAAAUCUUGUAUAUUUGUGUAACAGUUGUGUAACUUCAUUCAUGAGUGGAUUAUUUGCUUGGGUAUACUUUCAAGAGACAUCUACGACUGGUGAAGGUUUUAAUUUGCUUCGUUUAAUACAUUCAAAAUUCGGAAAUGUCAGCCAUUUUACCGCAGUAUGUGUCAAUUGAAUUUUUUUAACUACGUGUUUAAUAAGUGUAUGCACUGGCUAUACAAUAUAUAUUCUUAGAAUAAUUAACAUGCUAGAUGUUAGUUUUAAUUGGGAUCUCAAUUACUUUUGCAAUGUGUUAGCCAUAUUUUGUUCUACAAAUUGGCCAAAUUUUCUUUAGCCACACUCAACGCAACUUUGUGUAAAUUUCUCCAAGUAUAUUAAUUACAUUACUGUAUUUUUCAAACGCCAAAUAGUUUUUUAUUCGUUAUGCUGCGACCAGUAGUUCAAAUCAAAUAUUUUUGAUUAGUAUUUCUGUUCAAGCGGGAAGUUUGAAAAUCCCAAUUGACGUAAGUUGGCAACUGAAGAGGCGUUGUGCGUGGCUGGGUCGAAUUUCGCCCACAAAUUAGUCUAGGAUACCUGGUAAUUAGCAAACCAAACGAAUUUGCAUAUAUUCUGUUGUACUUAAAUCGAAAAGAAUAUUUAUUACUGAAAGUUUUCAUGCGUUAUACUACAAAGUUGAAAUAAGUUGUUAGGAUGUUAUAUAGAAGUAAUAUAUUGUAUAUUGAUUUUUUAAUCUGAAAUUAAACGGCGCCUUUUACGUUCAUUUUAA